Messenger RNA from Wasmannia auropunctata (little fire ant), 4376 nucleotides. RefSeq names its product galanin receptor type 3-like. The record is from RefSeq and is a predicted model, not a curated record. Gene Ontology annotation, molecular function: G protein-coupled receptor activity. The coding region runs from base 530 to 2554 and encodes 674 amino acids. Lineage: Eukaryota; Metazoa; Arthropoda; Insecta; Hymenoptera; Formicidae. Gene Ontology annotation, cellular component: membrane. Gene Ontology annotation, biological process: G protein-coupled receptor signaling pathway. The transcript has 10 exons.
UCAAAGAGAAGGAUAUACAUCGGGGUGGUCGGUCGGUCUUCCCGGCCAAACGGCGACGACCCUCGCUCGUCGUCGUUCAUUCGCGCGCGUGGAUUCGAGAGUUCUCUCGCCGAAAGCAAAAAUUAAUACCGUCCCGGCCGGUCAUUUCGUCGAUCCGUGCGAACAUCGGGAUACUUUGCGGCGCGAUCGAAUCGAAUUUCGAGCGGUGGUUUUAACGCCGAAACAAUAUUUCACUCCGUGGAAUCUACAUCGCUAAGUUCGUGCCGAAGGGAUUCGCAUCGCUGUCUUUUGGAUCCUCGAUUAUUCGCCGGCGACGACAGGAACGAGCAUGAAAGUCAGUUGAUUUUACCCUCGAAAGUUUUAAGAUGGAUACGUCGUCGGUCAGAAUCACCAUUAUGAUGUCGCAAAAGAGGAGCCGGAAAGCCGGAAAUGAAGUCGACAAAUUCACUUAAACUGGAUUUUUCUCUCGCCUGGGAAGAAACCCCGAACGAAAAGGAGGAAAAAAAUAAAGCACACGCGAGGAAGAGGAAUGGGCCCUUGGGCCUUCGUACCUCUCAUCCUCGUGUCAACUCUAGGUCUUCUCCUGAAUGGCUACGUUCUCCUUGUCGUUCUCGGUCUUGGUAAACAGACGCAGCAGCAGCAAACGGCCAACACUUUACUGCUGAUCCAUUUGGGCGCCGUGGAAGCGGCGGUGUGCCUGAUACUGCUGAUCUUCGCAACCGGCUUGUGGCCGGAAGCCGGUCCGUGGUGCGUUAUUCACGGAUUCCUACUGGCGUUGUUACAUCCGGUCGCCCUUUGGACCGUCACCGGAUUAAACUGCGACAGGUAUUACGCGAUCGCUGCACCGCUGCACUACGCUGCCUUGGUCUCUCCGCGUCGGGUGGUCGUCGGGCUGGCUGCCUCUUGGACGGGCGCUCUACUCCUGUGCUUGCCGCCGUUUUCGGGUCUGGUGCCACCUUAUAGGUAUAACUCAGAGUUGGGUUGCUGCGCCCCGGAUUUCGGGAAUUCGGAUUUCAGCACCUGGAAAUUCGCCGCGGCGCUCUACGGCGCCGCUUACGCCAUCCUGGGCCUGGGACUGCCGGCCGUCCUCGUGACGGUCUGCAAUUUACGCGUGUUGGGUAUAGCGCGGUACCAUCGGCACCGUAUCGCCAGCGCGAUCUACGAGGUCACUCUGAGUGCCCAAGUGACCAUCACCCAUCAGCGAAAUCCAUUUUUCGUGCCAACCGUCACCGCACCCUCCGCCGGCGGACCGCCGCGUUUUCACAGCGCCGCCAGCACGGUGAUGCAACUGAUUGGCUCUCUGUACCUGCUCUAUUUUCCGUAUUGCGGAUUUAUCCUCUGGGAAGCUUGCGGCGUCGACAAUCAGCAGCGUCAUGCAAACUCUAAGCUCGCCUCUUUAGCGUCACUCCUCCUCGCGUGCUCGCCACCUAUCAACGGCCUUCUCUACGGCCUGAAAUCGCAGACCCUGCGACGAUCCGUGCAAAACUACUGGCGGAAAAAGGCAACUAAGUCGGAAUUGCAGCAGGAGAUACAGGCGAGAACACCGAGCGUCGCGGGCUCCAGGAGACCUUCCGGCAGUGGGAACACUUCCUUUUUUCCAUUCCCGCCUCUACAGCGAAGGCUCAGCGAGGCGUUAUUGGCUCUCGGCUCGUGUAGAACUGGUGGAAGUUUUGAAAGCAAUAACCUGGGGUUUCAGCGCGGCAGAUUGCAGCCCGCUGUCUCGUGUAAUACUCUCAGGGUGCCGACCGCUGAAUCAGGUGAGCCGAGCAAAUUGGUGAGGGCGAGCGCGAGUGCCAGUAGUCUGAUGGGUCCCCAUUAUCGGAGCGACUUUAUCGGGGCGGAUUUGGGCGUGGGAUGCUCCAUAGCUAUGUGCGAGACCCCGAAGAGGAGCCCGAGGAUCCUCAUAACGCGCGCGUACAGCGAGGAGAGCCAAGACGGAGGCAGCCCCCUUCUGAGAAAACCCCUCAAUUCCAAUACUAAUCCACCACCGUGCGAAAAACGUCGAUGGCGACACUGCAGCACCGGAAGUGAGAGCAGUACGGGAAGCAGCGAUGCGAGCGUAUGGACUACCGGCGUGGUCCCGAAGUACGGCAAGGGCAAUGCGAAGAACUCGGAUGGCUGGUCGUCACGUACGCGAUACGUACGCGGAAAAAAUUUAGAAGAAGGCGCACUAUCAACUACGAUAAGGCCGAACAACAACAGCGAGAGCAGCGAUACCACGGACACAACUACAGCCACGACAACCACUACCACGCUACUUAAAUCUCUCGCCAUGGAGACUGGCGAAGAGAAUGAAAAGGAGAAGGAAAGAAUGAACGGUAAUAUGAAGAAAAGAGAGUUCAGCGAAAGCGAGAGCAGUUGGAGCAGCGUCGAAGAGAUCGAAAUCAAGGCAGAGAAGAACGAUGAAGACGACAAUCCUGAGAGGUCGAAGGAGGAGAAUCCGCAGACGAAACCUCCGCGACGAAAAUCGAAAAGCAGUAACUGCGAUCCAGAAAUUUCCGAGGAUCGCGAGGAAGCUGCGCAACUGAGGCCACUUCUAACUCCCUCCUCUUAAACCUCCCUUCUCUGUCUGUGUAAAAAUGUAUUUUCUUUUUGGAUAAUUCGUUUGUAUGUGUGUGUGUGUGCGCGCGUUGUAUAUGUGUAUGCAUGUGUCGUGGACGAAAUAAAAUUUCACCGCGUGCAGUACUUAAAAGUAACACUGAUACACAUGGGAGGUUUCAGGAGAAAUAAGUGAGCAUACACAAUCAUGAUGCGCUUAUUUUGUGAAUUUACGGAAAUAAAUUUAAAAAUUAGCUGGAGAAUUACGAGAGAAAGAGAGAGAUAUACUUUGAUAACUUGCAUUUAACAAUAUUCGUGUUUGCGACACGAGAGCGAAGAGAAGGUAUUCGACAUGUAAUUUGUCAAAAAUGUACGUUUUGUAGGCUGAUCUCAACCAUCUCUGACAUGUCCUAACGUAUUGUAAAAAGUUUGAAGAAAAUAUGAAUUUUUUUUUAAGAUCUUUUCAGAUCUUUUACGCUCGACGUUGAUAUAUCGACAUAUCGUGAAGUUAUAUUUUUGUACUUUCACUCUGCAACACUACGUGAUGCAACAAUAACGUGAGACCAUCCUUUGCAACAAAAAACUGAAGAACUAAUUAAUGCACCGUCGACAAACUCGAUUUCGAGAAAUUUGUUCGUUCGUCCCGAAGAAUUAAUCAAUGAACGUUUCCGAUCAAAUACCGAUGAAAGUUUACGUCAGCGAUGAAUUCGUGAAAACUCGUUAUCUACGAAAGUUCCGAUCCAAUUUAUCUUUAAUUUUCCGAAGCAAGUCAUAGAAACUGAUAGAAAAGCGGAGAACAACGGACAGAAGUCGGACACCCGAGAAAGUUCUUUUGAUGGAAAGUGGUAAUGACGUUGGAAUCAAAGACGCGAACGAGGAGUGCUCGAACGUUAAGUUCAUCGGGCGCCGAGUUACACUAUUUAAGGAAGAAAAAGAUAAAUCUCACGUUUAUGUCUUUCGUAAAUGUCAAAUUUCGCUCGAUAGUUACAAUUGCAUCCAUCGUGAAUUCCACGUUUUUUUUUCAUCUACGCGAUUGUUAUUAGCAAUGUAGAUGAAGCUACAGCCGAUAGCGUAAGUAGCCUUUGGAAUUGAUGCUACAAAAAAUUGCUUAUAUAAUAUAUAUGUGCAUAUGUAACAGAUAAUGAAUAUAUGUUGCAUAUGUAACAAAUCAGUGUAUCUUCGAUGUUCUCUUUGAACGUUGGACGAUACGAUGUUAUAAAAACAUUUACGUUUCGAUGAGAGAUUGUUAGAAGCGUGCAAGAAUCGGUCCGUAUUCGCAUAUUUUGUUUACGAUUGACUACAAACUAGUUCCUCUCAUUCCAAUCAUAUACAUUUAAUUUGUAUAUGAUUCCACCGAUAUAGAAUAUUUAAGGAUAUAAUAUAUAUGUAUAUUAUUAUUUAUUACAUAUAAGUUAUAAUGGCUGUAAUAAAGAAUUAAUAAAGAAUGCACGCUUAAUGCGGCGUGAAUACGGAUCACCUUCUGUAUCGGUGUCUACUUUAAUUUAUAUAAGAUCGUUGCAAAAUAUAUAUAUAUAUUGUUAUAGCAACACCUCAUUAACGUACAUACGAGACUCGUUUCUACGCGUAUGUCACGACGUCCAUGUAAUUUCGAAUUUGCUAGAAUUCGCUUAUCUACGGCCGAGCUGCCCACUGAUCUGAGAUUGUCAAAUAGAACCACGCGGCUCGGACAGUUGCCGUUUAUUGUUGUCAAAUAAAAUUUCAGGAACUUUGUCGGGUGUAAAUGUUAUAUUGAUGUUAACAUUACAAAAAAUUGCGACAUAAACGAUGUCUGGGUGUAUAAAAAGUUAGUGCAAAAUAAAAAGAACAACUGAAAACUA